This is a messenger RNA of Caenorhabditis bovis, 693 nucleotides long. NCBI's taxonomy places the organism in Eukaryota, Metazoa, Nematoda, Chromadorea, Rhabditida, Rhabditidae. The record is from the annotation of a GenBank genome assembly.
AUGGAUCCGGGGACUAUUCCAGGAAUAAAUGAGCCCGCAAGGGCCUCAACACCACCACCAGAGGACCCUGCGCAUGAAGCUGUUGCCAAACAUGGUGUGGCUGCACAGGUGAACUAUCUUCCGCAAGAGGACAACAUGGCCGGUAAAACAUUCAAAAGAGCGUUGAAUCCGCGAAUUCUCGACGAAGACGCUUCAUCAUGCAGCUCGUUCAAUUCGGAAUCGGAUUUCGAUGACGACGACGACGAUGAAUUAUGCAAACUGAUUGCGCCGCCAACUGCACAAAACGCAGCGGAUGACGCUUUGGAGAAGAAUUCGGCGUCGAAUGAUGAUGGUGUCGAGGGAAAUCGCGAUAUUCAAAAUGAUGAAGACGAUGAUAUGAGGCCCCAUUUGGAGCCGAUAAACGAAGACGAGUUGGCGAAUGGGCCCGUUGAGAGUGCGGCACCAGAAUUGGGUCCGACACACGGCGCUGAAUGCGAACCGCAAGGUCCCAGUGUACCAGCAAUUGAUGCAAAGGCCAACGUGCCAUUGGCUGAUGAGUCGGACCACGACUCAAAUGAGCAGCCAUCAACAUCGGGACAAGGUGAUAAGAAGGCGCCAAAAAAAGGGAGAGAAUCCGGCGACGACGAAAAUGAAAAUGACGAUGAGGGCGCAGGAAAGAACAAGAAGAAGAAGAUGGUAGGAAUUAUUGUUUGA